Messenger RNA from Letharia columbiana, 210 nucleotides. RefSeq lists its product as uncharacterized. The transcript has a single exon. NCBI's taxonomy places the organism in Eukaryota, Fungi, Ascomycota, Lecanoromycetes, Lecanorales, Parmeliaceae. The coding region runs from base 1 to 210 and encodes 69 amino acids. The record is from RefSeq and is a predicted model, not a curated record.
AUGGCAGCCUCCUCAAGAUCCAAGCCAAACCUAUGGCACAUGGCGCUGUCGAAGCUGCCUGAAGAAAAGCAAGUCGCUUUGCGAUCAGGGUUCGGUUCGUCAGAAAAGUCCGACGUGCACGCUCUGACAGCUGUAGUAACCCAAGUGCGGCAGCGAGCGCUCUUGGAGCGAUGGAAGAUCAAAUCGCACCAUGGGGAGGUUGCUGUCUGA